Molecule: messenger RNA, 1262 nt
Organism: Ceratina calcarata
Lineage: Eukaryota; Metazoa; Arthropoda; Insecta; Hymenoptera; Apidae
Product: carbonic anhydrase 1
Exons: 5
Coding region: 269-1180 (303 amino acids)
Cellular component (GO): cytoplasm
Molecular function (GO): carbonate dehydratase activity; zinc ion binding
Source: RefSeq, a predicted model, not a curated record
UAAGGCAGAAUCGAUCAGAGAGAGUACGAAAGCCGGAACAAUCAAACCGCGGUUCUCCUUUGAAGUUAUACGCAGAUAAAUCAAGAAUUCAACGUUUUUGUUGGUCGUUAAUUUAUCCUGACUAGCCGGCAGGUUAGUUUGAAACAGUUAAUUAAAUUUGCAAGUAAGAUUUUCGUAUGCGUAUGCAUGCGUCGGGACGCGUUCAACCGCAGGCUCAGCGCAACUCACAUUGCGCCAGAAGUUACGCGUAUCGCAAUAAUUGUUGAAAAUGAUAAGCAUCUCUGUAUCGGAAUUUAUGAUCUUAUGUAGCAGUAUCCUUCUGAUUUUUUUGCUACUGACUGAGGUCUUGGAUUGGACCCAACUAUUUCCAUGGGUAGAAAGCGAUUGCAAACUGACUUCGUUCAAAUACGGGUAUAAAGACCACAAUGGACCUUACAUUUGGAAGAUCCUAUAUCCUGCCUGCAGUGGCAGCAAUCAAUCGCCGAUCAACAUUGCAACGCAGCUCGCAGUCGUAGUGCAGCCUUCAGAUCCCCUCCGAUGGAGUGGUUACAAAGAUGAACCAUUAUCGAUCACUAUAACGAAUAAUGAGAACAAUGUGGUAAUUAAUACAAUGUGGAGCAGCUCUAGGCGACCGUAUAUUGAAGGUGGAUGCUUGGCCAGUGCUUACGACCUUUGCUCGUUAGUAUUCCACUGGGGACAGUCGAACGAGGAAGGCAGCGAGCAUACCAUAGAUUACAUUCGAUUCCCCAUGGAGCUGCAUGUGUGGCACAUAAAGCGAGGCUUCACCUCGCUGUUAGACGCGAGCGCUUCUCAGGAAAAUGACAGCAUACUAAUCAUCUCGUUCCUCUUCCAGAUCACAAAUGCGGACAAUCCUUAUUUGGACCACAUCGUGACGAAUUUAUGGCGAAUCGCUCAACCCGGAACGAAAGCGCACGUUCCACCGUUUCCCCUGGUUUGGAUCUUCCCGACGUUUGAAAAAGAUUAUUACACGUACAAUGGCUCGCUGACUCAACCACCUUGCAGCGAAGUCGUCACGUGGAUCGUGCAGCCCGAACCGAUCGCUAUAUCUUCGUCUCAGGUAGCACAAUUCCGUCAGCUUUGUUCACAAGAAGGUCCCAUUCUAUCUAAUUGCAGACCCGUUCAGCAAGUAAACGAUCGUACCGUAUUCUUUUACACAUAAUCCUCGUCACGAGCAUUCCAUUUUUUAAUCAAAAAUUUCGUGUAAAGUCAUGAAAGUUUGUCUUACAUCAAAUCGAAAUUAU